This is a messenger RNA of Ipomoea triloba (trilobed morning glory), 936 nucleotides long. Its product is annotated as rRNA-processing protein FYV7. The transcript is spliced from 3 exons. NCBI's taxonomy places the organism in Eukaryota, Viridiplantae, Streptophyta, Magnoliopsida, Solanales, Convolvulaceae. The record is from RefSeq and is a predicted model, not a curated record. The coding region runs from base 119 to 709 and encodes 196 amino acids. Gene Ontology annotation, cellular component: nucleus.
GUAUGCAGUAGUGUCCGUUAUCGUCCUCAUCGAGUCAUCGUCGUACUUCCGCUGACUGCAAAUUAGGGUUUUAGAAACAGAGCCUUUCAAUUCGCUUGCAGACUGCGAUUCGUGUAACAUGGUGAAGAAGCGUGCCAUUUCAGCGGAUGAGCGUGGUGAUGUCGAAACGGAGAAUCGAACCGGCGGGUCGUAUUUGAAGAAGAAGAAGAUGAUGAAGAAAAAUUUGCAGAGGUUAGGAGGGAAAGGCCUCUCCUUAGAAGCAUUUGCAAAUGCCAAAACUCGGAGCAACGAUUACAACCCUUCCCUCAUCAAGAAGCAAAAGGAGUUCUAUAAGAAUGCUAAAUUUGUGAAGAAAUAUAAGAGGAUGGUAAAGCAACAAGGGGAGCAUGGUGAUUCUUCUGUUGCUAAAAGAGCUCCAGAGAAACAAACUGAACCCGGAGAAGCUGAUAAUGCAGAUAGAAAAGGGAAAAGUAAAAGGAAUAAACCCCAUAAUCUGAAUGAACUGUACAUGAAAAGGCGUGAAGAGGAAGAGAAGGCAAGGAUGGAAAGGGAGGCCAUUAUUGAGGCAAAGAAGGAAGAAAGACAGAGGGCUGAAGUGCGGCGGAAAGAAUUAAGACAGAAAAUGUUUAAGAAAACGAAGUCGGGUCAACCUGUGAUGAAGUACAGAAUCGAGCAUCUUUUGCAAACACUUCAAGGUUCAAAUAGCUAGGGUCCUUGUCUUUAUGUUUAUUCUAUUUUUGUACUACUUAUGGGAUACUUGAAGAAAGUUGCUGUUGAUUGGCUUGCUUGCAAUCUCUCUAAAUGUUGUUGUGAUCACAGUACCAGUGUACCACAGAUAGUGAGUGUUGCCAUAAAAAAACUAUCCACCCCUGUACUGGUGAGCUAUUAUUUAUUAUUUUUUUUUGGAAAAAGGUGAGCUAUUAAGAUUUGUCUUUA